UCCGAGCCGAUAUAAAUACCCCACCAUGACCCCACCACCUUCUCAAAACUCUUCCUUCACGCCUCACAACCUCACCUCGCCCCAACUCCUUGCUCACCUGUCCCCUCUCAACUUGCGCUCACAAAUUCGCAAUCAUGGCACCCGUAACAGAAAUCGCGUACAUAUCAUUAAAACCCGGCAUUCAGCUUACGGGGUCGAGCGACGGAGCAAAAGCAUGGGCGGAUACGAUCAAAACGAUUCAGGCGCAGGAUGGAUAUCAGCGGCUGCACUGGGGUGUGAGUAUUGAGAAUGAGAGUUUGCUUAUGCUUUUGAUUGAUUGGGAUGGCGUAGGAAGCCACCAGAAAUUCAUGGACAACCCCUCAUACGGCCCGUUUAAGAAGACAUUGGGCUUGAUAAUGGAAGGCGUCCAUCUUUUCCACAUCACGCCUACCCCGUUUCCGCCUACGAUUCUGUCAGAGGCACCCGUGAUAGAAUUCUGCGCCUUCUAUUCCCCGGACGCCUCGUUCCUCGGCAACAUGUCGCAAUUCGUAUCAAUUCUUGAAGGGGACAGAAAAGCGGGGAAGAUUGACGGGUACUAUGGUGGGAGUUAUGGAGAGGGUGUUGAAGAGGGAGUUGUGAAGCAUGCUGAGAUUCUUGAGGGGAAGGGCGAGGGGGAGACGGGAAAGGCGGUUGUGGGAUUCCUGGGCUGGGAGAGUAAAGAGAAGCAUUUGGCGUUCCGCGAGACAGAGCUUUUUAAGGAGAAUAUUGGGCUUUUGAGGGGGAAUAAUAGAGGUGCAGAGGUUUUCCAUGUUAAGUUUGCUGCUGUGUGAGAGGGAGGGAAGGAAUCGAGAGGGGGUGUAAUAUAAGUGAAAAUGAAUAAAGGUGCCUUUACUUGUAUGCUUGGCUUAAGAUAACCUAGGUCCUGUCGGUCAAGUUAUCAAAAGGGGCAUGAUCUGAUGGAAACUUCAACAAGCAAGUAUUGGCGACGUUGUCAUCUGUCUGUGCUCACACCCUCUUUCAAC
Messenger RNA from Hyaloscypha bicolor E, 1001 nucleotides. RefSeq lists its product as uncharacterized. The transcript has 3 exons. NCBI's taxonomy places the organism in Eukaryota, Fungi, Ascomycota, Leotiomycetes, Helotiales, Hyaloscyphaceae. The coding region runs from base 135 to 809 and encodes 224 amino acids. The record is from RefSeq and is a predicted model, not a curated record.